AUGGAGAAGUCGGGCGUUUACCCACAAACCCCUCAGCAGUGGCCCGGUCAGCCCUGCUGGUCCUGCCAACCCACUCAGCCCAACUGGCCUGUUGACCAGCCCAGCGCAUCGGCUCCUGCGACCUGGCCGUCAAACCCACCAGUUCAGCCGAGCUAGCCUGCUCAACUACCCACCCCGGCGGGUUCCCUGCCGUCUCCAGUGGCUCCGGCGUGGCACGGUAAUCCCGGCCAGGGGCCCGCAGGAGGAGCGCCGCAGCCGUGGCCCCCGGCGCCGCGCCAGCCAUCGCUCCUGUAG
Sinocyclocheilus grahami is the source of this 294-nucleotide messenger RNA. Its product is annotated as MAPK-interacting and spindle-stabilizing protein-like. NCBI's taxonomy places the organism in Eukaryota, Metazoa, Chordata, Actinopteri, Cypriniformes, Cyprinidae. The record is from RefSeq and is a predicted model, not a curated record. The transcript is spliced from 3 exons.